Molecule: messenger RNA, 8928 nt
Organism: Harpegnathos saltator (Jerdon's jumping ant)
Lineage: Eukaryota; Metazoa; Arthropoda; Insecta; Hymenoptera; Formicidae
Product: serine-rich adhesin for platelets
Exons: 10
Coding region: 724-6555 (1943 amino acids)
Biological process (GO): negative regulation of protein kinase activity; protein dephosphorylation
Molecular function (GO): cation binding; protein serine/threonine phosphatase activity
Source: RefSeq, a predicted model, not a curated record
CGCUAUUCACCGCGACGGAGAGUUUCUUCUUUUUCUCGCCGCGCGCGUGCGGCGAGAGUCAAUCCGCGCAAAAGUGGUCAGUGCAAAAAGAAAGCCAAGAGACGCCGGAGGUUCGCGAGCGCGUCGGAGGAUGCCGCUCGGCUGUUUUGAACGUGGCGCCCUUCCCUUCUCGUCCCUUCUCGUCGCCGGCUGCUGCCCGCCUCCUCUCUUUCAUUAGACCGCUCCGUUUCUCCUUCCGCGCUACGUGCGACGUUAUACGCAUCAACCACACAGACCGAACGCGUCCUCUUUCUCUCUCUCUCUUUCACACUUCUCGGAAGCGCGCGCGUCUAAGAGAGAGAGAGAGAGAGAGAGACAUAUUUGUGUACGUGCGAACACAGCGUGUACGUGAACACGAGUCGCUGAAUGAAUGACGUAACCUAUAUAGAACAAAUAACGCGUAUCGGCGAGCGCGGUGCGUUACGCCUUGCUGGAUCGCCUGGAAGACGACGAGUAACCGCUGAGAAUCUAUUCGAGCUGGAGUAGAGUGUGUCUCGGUACGAGAGAGAGAGAGAGAGAGAAAGAGACUCGGCAGACAGACGGGGACAAGCAGUAUACAGCGGCGCGUUAUCACGCGUGAUCUCGAACACGAACCGAGUGGAACGUGAACGUAGGCGUAGCGGAGCGACGCGUGACGCCGUGCCCGCGCGUUCCUCGCAGGCACGUGCGACCGAGUGCGCGACAAUGGCCACGGACUGCGUGGACGGCGACUACCUCGGCGCGUACGCGCGCUUCUUCGCGGAGUUCGUCGCGAGGGUGAACCCGGACGAUCAGCUGCCGGUGAAGGUGAGCGGCUACGACAUCAUCGAGGGCGAGAUCGUCGGUGAGAUCAUCAGCGUGACUCUACAGUACCUCAAUCAGACAUACUGCCCGCCGAGUUUACAGUCGUACAUCGUGCAUCUCGUGAUACAAGCGAUCAAGUCAACAUGCAAGAAGCAACCGGAGAUCUGCGGACUGAGGCAACAGGAGAAGACGUACGCGCCUCUGAAGCUCAUGCAAGCCGUCACGAACGAAGUCAACGAGAUUUGCAGGCGAUAUUUGGAUAACAGCAGGCUAGCGCUGCUGCCGCCGCCUUCGUCGACCCCGCAAGUGGUGGUGGGUGCUACCAGAAAUGCCAGGAGAAAAAUGGAAGAUCGUCACGUGGUCCUCCACGACCUGCACACGAUCUUUAACAUUCAGGACGACACGACAGCAAAUUACUAUGCCGUGUUUGACGGGCACGGAGGACAAGAUGCGGCGGCGUACUGCGCGACGCAUCUUCAUCAGUAUUUGGUCGAGAGCGUGUACUACCCCACGGACCCAGAACGCGCGUUACGCGACGCAUUCUUGACCACGGACGCGCAUUUCAUCGCGAAAUCGAGCAUACAAAGAUUGAAUGGCGGCACUACUGCGGUGUGCGUGCUGGUGUUAGAUAAGAAGCUCUACGUCGCUUGGGUCGGCGAUUCCAUGGCCUCGCUGGUUAAGCGCGGCUGCGUGAAGCAAUUGGUAAAUCCGCAUCGACCUACGAGGACAGACGAACAGGAACGGAUCAACAACAUGGGAGGAGUCGUUGUCAAUUGCGUGGGUGUUCUGCGAGUGAACGGGUUCCUCAGCAUUUCACGAGCCAUAGGCGAUGUCUCGCACAAGCCGUUCGUUACCGGCGAGCCCGAGAUCCGAAGCAUCACGUUGGACGGAACCGAGGACUUCCUCAUAAUUGCCUGCGACGGACUGUGGGACCACGUGGAUCCGAGAAAAGCCGCGCAACGAGUCUACUGGCAGGUGCUGCAAAAUCCCCACGAUCUCAAGUACGUGCAACAGACUCUGCUGCAGUGCGCUAAGCGAGCGGGCUCGCUCGACAACAUCACUGUGAUCGUGGUAUUCCUGACGCCGCCGAUCGAGAUCGCAUCGCGACCCCUGAACGCGCAUCCGCUACUGUCGUAUCCGGCGCCGAAUGGUCUACUGAACAACAUGGACCCGAACAAUCCGUUCUUGUCGAACGUCAACGGCCAGUUCGACGUGAACGCAGCCUUCGUGAAGCAGCAGCAGAAGCUCGACGCCGAUCUGCAGCACGAGAACGGCACCGAUCUGGACCUCGACGACAACCGUCGGCUGAUUUACGGCACUAGUUCCAGCAACGGCAAGCAUGUGGAAGACGCGGACGGUAACGACGACUACGAUUACGGCGACUUGGGCCCAGAGACCGAUGUAGACGCCGUCGACGACGCGCCGGACGUUCGCGCGCCUCUCGACCGACUGUCGCGCGAGCUCUUCCCCGACGAGAAGCCACAGCGGAUAACAAGCGAAGCUGACAAUAAUAUCGAGGUCGACGAUGACGACGACGAUGAGGACGAGGACGAGGACGACGACGAUCUUAGUCGCGACAACGCGAACGUCCGGCGAGCGUACGACAAUGACGACGUGAUGGACAAUCGUAUCCGAGGACAGAGUGAUGAGGACGUUUACGGCGCGGACGACGACGUGCCGCGCGACAACAAAGAUGACGUGCCGCAGCCGCCGCCACGCGGCGUCGUAGAUAGCGACGCGCGCGUUGCCCAGCCCGACGCACCCGUCGUCGACGACGAUGAGUCGCCACCCUCUCCGCGAGCUGCUAAACCUCUCCAGCAUGCACUGAUCCCCGAAGCGGAUAAUGUAGCGGAUAGCGAGGAUUCCGAAGACGAGUGGAAUUACUAUCGUAUCGAUCCGAACAAAGAGGAGUCUGCUACGGCGGCCGCUGCAGCCCCGGGCGACGAGGAGAAGAACGUACGGGAAGAUCCCGAGCCUGUUGUGAAGGAUAACUCGGAAGUUCAAUCUUCGGAGGAAGCCGGCGAUAUUAAAUGCGAAAGACGGACGGAAGAGGCUUCGUCUGAGCUUAUUGACACCGAUAUAAGCGACGAGAGAGAGUUGAGAGAAGAGUCGGAGAUAAACCUCGCGCACAGCGAAGAGAAGGAAAUACCGCAGCAGGAGGCAGACAUGGACUUCCAACUGAAUCCGAACGCGGCCGAGUUCGUGCCGACGGCGGUGUCGCCCACAUUGUUGGAUCGCAGGAACAUCGUCGACUUCCCCAUCAGCGGCUCACCGCUGAAGCAGUCGACGCUGGUGAUGGAUGAUAUCCCGGUGCCGACUCAGAGCGAAUUUGAGGAGGAGGUGUCGCAUCGGCCACGGGAGAUAGAUGAGAAGGAUUAUACAAACGGCGAUCACGACAACUUGCAGGGCUUGGACGUGUCGGAGAUCUCGUCAACGCGAGCCGAGUUGGGCGACGAGUCUAUCGCACGUAUCAUGGCGACUACACAACAGUGGAGCUCGAAGAUGCGCGACGAUGACGGCGUCGGGCCCGAACUAGAGGAAUACGAUAUCGCUACGGAUCCUAUGGCGAUGUCGUUUGCACCGGGUGACUUUGAAGUGGCGUUCGAGCGAAGCGUGGAUCUGAACGCCGUGCACGACUUGAGCGGGGCGGACGUCGAGGCUGAUGAGAAUGAAUGUUACGCGCCAAUGGACAACACACCGUCGCGCUCACCUGAGCCGUGCGCAAACGACGAUCGCGCGCACACGCCCUUGAUGGACGACGACAAACCGAACGAUCUUUUGCACGCAUCAUCGACGCCGUACACCGACGGCAAGUCCGAAACCACGGUUAUGUCGAACGAGAUUUUGAAUCUGUCGACGGAACAGCUGGAAACGUUGCCCAUCGACCAGGAACUCGGUGUUUCUCCGCUCACAGACGAUCACACGAGCGAGCACGAAUCGUCUCAGAAAUCGGAGCCCAUGGACUUGCAGAUCGACAACGAUCAAUUCACGAAGCAAGUCGAAGAAGUCAGCGAAAACGCGCAAUCCGCCGUCUCUGAUCUGCUAGAGACUCCGAAUCCAGCGGAGUCUUGCGCCAAAGAAUCUUCUUUGUCGUCCAUGUCUCCGAUGCAGGAUACACUGGAGUGCACUUCGCCGCAACCGGUGGAAGAGGAGACCACGAUACCACCCUCCACGGAAAUCAACGAGUUCGUUUCAACGGCCUCUGCGCCCAUUGCCUCUCCUCUGCACAUUGAUCUUUGCGAGUUUAAACCGAGCCAUCAAUACGACUUUAAUCUAGAUAUUUCGGAUUUCGUUCCGAGCAUGCACGAGGUGCCUAGUUUUCAGGAUCUUCAGAAUCCGUUGGAUUUAGAGGUACCGGCUGCUAAGCAGUACGCAGAAGAUGUUGGCUUCGGCGAAGUAUCGUCGACGGAAGAAGCGCCGGUAGCUGCUGUGGAUCAACACUUGUGGGAGAGUAACAUUUAUACGAAAGAACUUCUGCAAGAAGAUACGGAAACACCGGCGAAUUUGACCGCUCAGCAAGAAAACGAUAAGCAAUCGCUCCCAGACAAUGAGGCUGAACUCGCGAACAUGAGUCUUUCACCGUCUGAAGAGACAACGAAACUAAUAGAAUAUCUUUCGCAAAGCGACAAGCUGUGUGACAUCAGAGCUGACGACAUGAAGGUGGCUACCGAUUUCUGCGCGAUGCACGAAAAUAUUAAUUCGACGAUUGAUUUGCUCGUGUCGGAUCAAAUCGUAAAAAACUUCGCAGAACCUAUAGAACCUAUAGAAUCGAGCUACCACAAAUUCAAACCUGAUGAAGAAGCAAUGUCCACGAAUGUCGAUGUGGAUUUAUCGGGCGAUCUUCUGACGUCGGAACAAACUACGAAGAACUCCGAGGAACUUGCAGAUUUACAUCAUGGCGAGUCGGCGUUCAAGGAGACUAAUGAGGAAAUACCCAUAAAUGUCGACAUGAAUCUGUCGGCUGAUCUAUCGACGCAAGAACGAGUGAAAAGCCCCACAGAGCUCGUAGACUUGGAUUACAGCGAGUCGAUGUUCAAAGCUAAUGAAGCAGCACCGACGAACGUUGACAUUACGGAAAGCGACAUAGUUGUGCCAAAUCCAUUCACGAGCGUGGAAGAACAACCGCAAGAAGAGAAGAUCCAGCUGUCCCUGCUGGACGACGCGCCGACGGAGAUCUUGGAGUCUAGUAACAUGCUAGAACAAGAGAUAAAGAAAGAACCUGUAGAGAUUGUACCUGCGAGUACUGAGACACCUUCGAAGGAAGCCAUCGCCGAGAGCAUCCCCGCGAGUACCGAGACACCUUCGGAGGAAGCCAUCGCCGAGAGCAUCCCCGCGAGCAAACCGGAGACUGUGGAAUUGCCGGUGGAUAGUGACGUGAAAGUGGACAAGCCGCAGGAAGAAGCAGCUAUUGCUGCGGAAACAACGACGACAGCAGUCACAGAAGCUGUCACAGCGGUCGCGGCUGCCGCUGCAGUCACGGCGGCGAUCGGCGCUGUUACGAGCUCCACUAAGACGAAAACAGCGACGACUGCGAAACGCCCGACGAAAACUGCCACCGCCACGACGACAACAAAAGCGAUCACGUUGACAACGAAGGCGGCGUCAAUGAAAUCCACGCCGACCUCGCCCUCUAAAGCUGUCGUGAGCACCACGACCGCGCGGACGACGAGCACGACGUCAGCGCAAGCAACAGCAACGAAGAAAGUGACUGCGACACGUCCUAAACAGCUCGACGGACCGGCUAAAGCCGCAGUCUCCAGCACCACCGCUACGAAGAGCAGCGCCGCUGCGAAGACCACAACGGCCGCCAAGAGUGCGACUACGACCACAACGAAAACCACUGUGUCCUCGCGCGUCAACUCUGCUGCGACGAGAUCCAGAACCGCGGCUACUGCCUCAGUAACCUCGCCAAAGCCGAGCACCACUAGCGGAAUCUCCGAUAAGAAGUCAACAACAGCGAACGGUGACGCAAAGCAACUUACAAGUACAAGAUCCACCGCUGCCAAGUCGACGACGAGCAAAAGCACGAUUAGCAGCAGCGGCGCAAAGACCGCUCCGUUGGUGAAAUCGUCGACGACAACCACCAGAACGUCUACAUCCGUGAUAUCGAAGCCACGACCCAUGUCCGCCUCUUCGGCUCUCAAGACAUCACCCGCCACCUUAUCGCCGAAGCCAUCGGCGACGAACAGCGGUGUUAAUACUGGCACAUCGAGACCCAAAACCGCGCCGGUUUCCAGCACCACUGCUAAAGCACGUGAGAACAUCGCCAAAGCAAGCACGGUGAAAUCACCUAUGAUCGACAAGCAGAUCAAGGAAACUGCCAACAAGCGAAUUUCUCUCGGACGCAGCACCGGGACAUCGUCAACGACGACGACGACGACAACGACAACGAAAACCGGUCGCGCAUCUGCACCAGCCGCUAGCACCGCCAAGCCGCGCGUGACCAGCGCGAAAUCUUUAAGCACGACCGCGUCUUCACCCACGAAGAAGACAACGUCGACAUCGAAGGUCGUCGCGUCGAGGGUAUCGACGAGCACGAAGACUGCGUCGUUGAGUAACAAGGCGAAGCCGUUGCCGAACGGAGUGCCCGACAGCGCGGUCGUCACAGCCAACAAUGUUAUAACUACGAUGAUGAACGACAAGCUCGUGGGCCACGACGAUGACGUGCCGCGGAAGGACGCGUCGCCGGUGGACGUGCCGACCGACAAUCAGCUGAUCGUGACCGCCGACUGAAUCGGCCGAUCGGUGAGCCGAGGAUCCAUCGCCGUCGCCACCGCCGUCGCAGCCACAGCAGUUUCGCGACAACGCACGCCGGCCUAGGUUAUCACACGUCGUCGCGGGUUUUCAUCACGUGGACCGACCGAUCGACCGACCGACCGACCGACCGAUAGGUUUUUCCUUCUUAUUAUUUAUGAAGAAAAACUACACAUGCCCACGCGUGAAAACGUACGCUAGUAGUGCUUAGGGAAUAUAUUAUAAUGUAUGUCGAACGGAGAAUUUUUACUAUCAUUACAUAAAUAUAUAAAUAUAUAUAUGUAACGGAGAUGUUUCUAUCUACGAAAGAUCAUCUAUCAACGAGAGAGAGAUGGGUGAGGGAAAGAGGGAAUGGAGCGAUGCGCAUACCCUAAACAUUGCUUUCGACAUUGCUGCGAUUUGCGAAGUUACAUCGGAACCAAAAUCGUGGAUUACCUAUUGGAGACGAUAAAGGGCAAGUAGAAGAGAAAUUUAGAAGAAGGAGCAGGAGAAAAUGGAAACGAUGGGGAUCGAUAAGAAUUAUGUAAAUAUGGUAAUGAGUAUGAUUUACGUAAUAUUUAAUCCUUGUGCUGAGAUCGCGAGAGAAAUCAGGUGGUGCUCGUGACGGCCUGGAAAAAAGAAAAAGAAACACAGACUUUUGACUUUGACCCUAACUGAACAAUGUGGCGGUAUGUUACUCUUAACUUUUAACGAAACUGGAUUUUUUACAAUUUUUUAAUUUUAUAUGUGCAUUAUAAUUGAUAACGCGCGAUUACUCGUGAUACACCUGCUCGAGCAAAAAGAAACAGAAAAAUAAAAGAAAAUGGAGGAAGGGAGAGAGAAAAAGAUGAAGAGAGGAAGCGUAUUUAUUCUUGUUUGUUCCUAUUUUUAACGUUGAACUCAUUAUGAGAUAUACAGGCAAUACGAGAUAUACAGGACGGGAAAGUUAAGGGCAUGUCGAAAAGGAGGUGAUUCUCUGUGCAAAGAUGAGCCAAGAAUAUUUGAUUAGUAAAACCGCAUAUAUUUCGUAAGAAUCUGUUCUCUCUCUCCUACAUUCAAUUUAUAUGCACCAUUUUAUGUUUAACAAUUUAUAUUUCCCUGGCGUAGCUUUUAUUUCUAUCUUUAGUUAGAAACGCCAUUUGUUUAAUCAUUUUUAAAUGUAUAUAUUUUAUAUUUAUUUUCAAGAUUAGUCCGACGCAACGCCAAAUUCUCGAAGAUCGUUCGAGCUCAAAAUAAAGAAAUAAGAUUACCAGUUUUCGCAUUUUUCAACUCUGACAUUUCACGAGUUUAUACUUUCGGUUUAUUAUUCGUCCAAUUGGAAAAUUGUCUCAUUUUCGAUUGUACCAAUUUCGCCGCAUCCUCCUGUAUAGUUGGCUCGUAAUCAUAAUAAUAAUAAUAUAAUUACUAUCCAUCAAUGUACAGCACCCUUUAUGGUUUAAUGUGAUACCUUACAUAAUAUUAAAUAAAUCCAAACAAUGCGAGAGACGGAGAGAGGUUUAUAUGUGUAUGUAUAUGAACAGAACGCGGGAACAAAAGAAAAAGGAAAAAUGACACGGGAAAUGGGAUUAAAACGAUGAAGAAUAUAAAGAACGAAAGCGAACGAAGGAACUCGAGACAAAAUUAUUUAUAUAUAAUUAUAUACAAAAGAUUCCAUAUAAUUAUAUAUAUAUAUCUUUUUUUUCCUUGGUAAGAAAGAAAAAAUGCGAACGGGUGAAGAAGUGAUAGUAAUACAUCCGACAUUCUAGGACCACAUUUUUUGUGGACGCGUUCGACGUCGCGCGUUCAUAUUACUUCUUAUCACGCACAAGUAUUCAAAAUGUUCUUUCCUACGUUUAACGCUUUGUAGUUCGAUGUUCUGAUAUGCUUCCAUUGUUAGCGCACGCGGCCAAAAGCGACGAGUAUUCUCGAAUGUGUAACGCGAAUAUGUAACGAUCGAAGAGUGGUAUUUUCGGUUUUUUCUUUUUCUUUUCUUUAUCACCAACUGGACGUCUGUCAAGUUGAAGUUUGGUUGGAUACGAUCUUAUACGGAGGAGGAGAGCAAUGGCGGUACGAGAAAGGAACGAAAGGGAAGAACGGUACGAAAUCGGGGACGCGAAAAUGUGUUUGGUUGCGCGCGCGCGCGGUAAUAGUGAGUAGCCCUUCGAAAAGGGACGCACGACCACGCCUCGUUCUCGUACGUACACGCACAAUUAUUCGACAUGAUAUGCAUUAUGCGGCUUCGUAUCAGAAACAGAAAGCGAAAUACUAGAGCUUAGCAGUUUUUACACGCGUGUUACGGAUGCGUGUGCUAUUCCGAUUUCUUGUGUACGCGUAUUUGUCACCAUUUAUUUUUCUUUCUCAGAAUUCAUACUUAAAUAAAUGACAUAUUACGUU